AAGAUGGUAAUUGUGUGCUAUAUGCUUGCCCUUGGAUUUUAAUUCACGUUCACAGUGGAGUAAGAGUGUUAUACCAGUUGCUUGUUUUUGCAUUUGUUUAAUGGAAAUGCAGACUUCAGCUCUUUUACUUUUUAUUUAAACUGAGCUAAGAUUGGUAAAUCCUGGAGUAUAUUCAUUAUGAAGACGCGGGGAAAGAUUUAUAGAUAUGUGGGAGAAGUGGUUACCAAGCUAAGUGAGCAGCCUCUAAAGGAGACCAAGUCUGGUAAACCUGACAAGACUGCUGGUGAAGCUUCGGAUGCUGCAAAGUCUGGUACCCCUGCAGAAUCUGAAAAGGGUCAAGGAGAUUGCCAAGAGAAAGCACCUGUUCCGCUUCUGGAGUCGUCGGAUGACAAAGCCUCAGACAGCGAUGGUGAACCCAGUCAGAGACGGCGGCCAAUUAGAAAAGGUGUCACAAAGGUUGCUGGUGAUGGCUCAAAGAGUGGAGAUGAAGGCAGAGAGAAAACAGAAGUAGAAGGAAUCAUGAAGGCAACUCCAAGUUUGGUACAAGAUGUGGCGCAGGAUGGCUCAGGAGUGCCAGUGGAAGUAGUGAACGGUGAAGCUGGUCCAGCAGUACAAAGAGUACCAUUACAGGAGAUAGCAAUAGAUACAGAUACCACAAACAAGAUUGCAGAAAAGCUGAUGUUGCCUAUGCUGAGUCCAGGAAGAAUCAUGAAAGCCAGGAAGUCAUUCCCAUCCAAAAAGGCCAGAGGAUUGAGUGCUGAUGAUGAUCUUGAUGAUGAUGAUGAAGACAGUAUUGAGGAGUAUGUAGCCCUUUCUGAUCAGGCUGAGAGUGAGGAUGCCUUUGAGAUGGUUCCUCACAGAAUAGAUAUGCCAGAUAUGAGUACCAGUAGUGACACAGCAGUUGAUGAACGUAGUACUCUGAGUGAACCAGAAGGUAGUUUAGGCUCAGAGAGUAGUUCUUCAGUGCCUUCAACAAAUUCAGGUAAAUCCAGCAGAAAAGUAGUGCCUGCUGACAAACAAAGCGGUAAAAAAUCUGCCAAUGCUAAAGCAAAAAAUCAGAGGUCUCAUCCUGAAAGAGUGGUGCAACUACAUGUUGGUGGAGAAGAGGCCAUGGACACUGGAGCUGCAAGCAGGAGAACCAUUAUGAACACAGCAGGAGCAGUCGACCCACUUUCUGCAGGUACUUCAAAUACCAAAUCAAAAUCCUCUGUCAAAGCUAGUGCCAAAGACCCAGGACACGUUCCAGAGCAGCCUGAUCAAGAGCAGAUGCAAACGCAAUCAGCCAGUGAGCCAGUAGCUGGGACUGCAGCUGAGUCGCAGCUACCGCUAUCUGGUACCUCUACCCCUGUAGCAGACUUUCCAGUUGGGAAUGCAGGGUCAAUGAUUCCAGAUAGCACUGCAAUUGCCAAAGGGAUGCCGGUGAAGAGAAGCACAAGACAACGUAAGCCAACUCACUUUGGACAACAUGUAAGGAGGAAGAGAUCAAAAAAUGUUUCAGACUCUGAUUCUACAGAUCAUCAAUCAGAGGGUAGUGUAGAUGCUGCAAGGUUCAAGAAGGUCCGUCGCUCAAAUGGUAUUGAAAAUACUGGGGCAGAACAUAGCUAUGCACGAAGAGAUAAGCAAGGCCCGGUUGCAUUGACCCUCCCUGAUUCUGCAGGAGAUUACUCAAAACGCGGGUUGGAACCUCCUCUGUGUUGCUGCAAGAUGGAACAGGCGAGGCCUGCCACUGUGGUAGCCACAACCUGUGAGGCUUUAGAAGUUGUCAAAGGAAAUAUUGCUGUGUGUGGGAACAAGGUGGAGUCAAUGACAGUUUUAAGACCAUCAACAAGAAUCCCAUACAGAGCACUGUGUCCUGAUCACAGAGUGAAGAUGAUUGAACACAAAUGCUGCCCAGGAUGUGGAUGUUUCUGUUCAACGGGUACAGUCAUGUCUUGCACCAUUGAGAAGAUCCACCAUACAUUCCACAAAGAGUGCAUCCGAGAGAUCGAGGGCACCCUUUACUGUCCACACUGCGGCGACGAUGCAACCUUCGCCAAGGAGAUCAAACUCCCCAUCACCCCUGAGCUGGAGAAGAUGAAGACUUUACCAGGGUCGGUCCUCCUCAGCUACGGACAGAUCAAGCUUCCGAGGGCACUCCUGGAGACCCUUACCGGGAUCUCGGGGUCGGUUCUUAGUACUACACCAGGGGGUGCCGGUGAUGGUGGAGAGGCUGUUGCUGGUGGUGCCAAAGAAAAAAGUUCUACGAGAGCAAGGAUUUCAUCAAGUAAGAAAUCUCAAGGAGAAGCUACAGAGAAUGGUGUUGCAGAACAAAGUCAGGAGAAUACAAAGAAAUUCACACUAAAAAAUGGCAUAGUUAUUACUACAGCGUCACUGCCAGCUGGUCCCUCCAAGGACACCCUAGAGAAGGCUUUGGACUUUUUAGAUCCCAUCAAUCCAAGAAGACAGAGGUUUCAUCCAAAGAAUCUCUACAUGGCCUCAACAAAUGGAGAGGUGGACAAAGUCUUACAAAUGCUUAGUGAAGGAUUUGAUCCCAACUAUCGGUUCCCCUCCCAUAACCUUGAAACACCUCUCCAUGGCGCUGCUUCUAAAGGUCACCUUGAUAUCAUUUGUCUUCUACUUCAAUCUGGUGCUAACAUUGAUGCUGUAGAUGCAAAUCUAGCUACUCCUUUGCAUUCUGCAGCUGAUAACUCUCAUCUCACUUGUGUACAGUACUUGGUCACCUGUGGUGCAAAUGUAAAUCAUAAGGAUGAUGAAGGGUCAACAGUUCUUCACAUAUCCACCAAGAAUGGUAACAUGGAGAUGCUUGGCUACCUCCUCACUCUCAAUAAAAUUGAUCUUAAUUUACAGGAUAAUGGUGGUUGGACGCCAGUUAUCUGGGGUGCUGAUUACAAGAAUGCUGUCUCGGUCAGGUAUCUACUAGAACAUGGAGCUGAUCCAUUCGUCAGGGAUAAGGAGCAGAACAUUGGUCUACAUUGGGCUGCAUACUCGGGCUGCCAAGACGUGAUGGAAGUGUUCUUGAAUAAUAACAAAGACAACACGGACCAUCUCAAUGCUCUCAACGUUCAUGGAGACACUCCAUUGCAUAUAUCAGCAAGGGAAAAUCACUAUGGAUGUGCCAUGCAGCUGUUAGUACGUCAUGCUGAUGUGACAAUCAAGAACAAUGAGAAUGAGCUUGCCCUGGAUUGCUCUAAACCAAAGUCUGAUGUCUACCUUGCCAUCCAAGCUAAUAUCCGAAUGAAGAUGGCCAUUAAGAGGAGAAACAUCCGAUCAGAGGUCAUCUUGUCGAGAGACAUAGCUCAUGGCCUCGAGAACAUUCCCAUCCCUGUCGUGAAUUCGGUCAACGAUGAUGGUGUCCCAACGGACUUCCUUUACGUCAAAGACAACUGUGAGACGUCAAGACUGAAUAUUGACAGGAGUAUCAAACACAUGCAGGGUUGUAGCUGUGCUGAUGACUGCUUCAGUGAAGCAUGUGCCUGUAGUAGAAGUAGUGUUAGGUGCUGGUAUGAUAAGGAUGGGCGUCUGAUGCCAGAUUUCAACUACCAGGAGCCUCCUAUGAUCUUUGAAUGUAACAGAUCAUGCAGGUGCUGGACGAACUGCCGCAACCGUGUCGUCCAGAAGGGUCUCAGGAAACAUAUGCAGGUGUUCCGUAGCCCAGCGAUGGGAUGGGCUGUGCGGGUCAUGCAGGACGUCCCGAGGGGAUCUUUUAUAUGCGAGUAUGCAGGAGAGCUUUUAUCAGAUGCUGAUGCUGACCAAAGACAAGAUGAUUCCUACCUCUUUGACCUUGAUAAUAGGGAAGGUGAUGUCUACUGCAUCGAUGCCCGUUUCUAUGGUAACGUUAGCCGCUUCAUCAACCAUCGAUGCGAUCCUAACAUAGUUCCAGUCCGAGUGUAUAUUGAACAUCAGGAUCUCCGUUUCCCAAGGAUUGCUUUCUUUGCUUCCAAGGACAUCAGGGCUUAUGAGGAGUUAGGGUUUGAUUAUGGGGACAAGUUCUGGGCCAUCAAGUCAAAGUUCUUUGUCUGUGGAUGCGGGGCCUCAAUCUGUAAACACAAAGGGAGCAAAAUGCAUGCCAAUCUCCUCAUGGCUGCUGCUGCUGCAUCUGCAUCAUCUGCCAUGGCAACAUCAAAUUCUUCUAAAUAACAAUGUUAUUAUCGUUUUAUGUUAUGUAAUACUCCCUCGAUCCCACCCACCUCCCCUGUGAGUGACCCUCUGCUUUUCUCACCCCGUGCUCCCCCCCCCCCCCUUCUCCCCCAUGUGGAUCCCCUUUCUCUUAAAAAGUUUUUAGAUACAAUACUGUAGUACAGCUUUUGGUAUUGGGUAGCUCCAUUUUGGAGGUCGUUGAUCAUAAAAGCAAGAAGAGUAAGUGUUAUGCUGCAUACCCUCUCCAGCAUUGGCUUUAAAAUGGGUUAUUUUACCUUAAUGCACUUUUGUUAAUUGUAACAUUCUUAUUUUUUAUGUUUUUAAAUAGGCAUGGAAUCAGUAGACAUGGAAAUUUUGUUUUUCGUAAAGAUUUGAUUUCAAAACUUAAACUAACAAAAUAUUUGUUUUCAUCUUUAUUUUUGUUUUGAAAAUUUUGUUUUGACUGAAUGUGGGUAUUACUUUUGACAAGUAUAUAUUCCUUUCUCCCAUGAAAAAAAGGAAAUCCUGGUGUAAUGUGAAAAAGUAAAGUGGAUUGGGAUUAAUAUCUCCAUAUGUUAAGCUGGGCACAAAACUUUAAAACGUGAGCUGGACUCGCACGUGUGUUAAUAUUUUUUAUCCUUCUGUUUCAUGUCAGUUGCUCGAAGCGAUUGUUUUUAGAUUUGAUUUUGGUAUUUUUGGCCCCAUUGCAUCAAAGCUACAUUUUCAAUUAACUUCCCUAUCCAAUGGUAUCCUUGAUUCUGAUUGGUCAUUGGGAAUUGUUGCCAUGGUAGUUACCAUUGGAUGGCAAAGUCACUGUGAUAUUAACUUUUAUGCAACAGGGCCCUGGAUAAUUUAAAGUGAGCCAUAGGUUUGUAACGGGAGUGAUUCAAAUAGGACUCGGUAAUCAUCAAAUGAAUCAUUUAAAAAUAUCAAUUAUGUCUUGAAUUUGAUUUUCAUUAUGGCAAGAGUAAUCCUCAAGUUUGAUGAUGAAAAAUACCUCUUUUCUAGUCCAUCAUUCUUACCAAUACUGUGGUCAUUUUGGAUCGUGAAAUUCUGCUAUACAUUGAUCAGAGAUAAUUAACAUUGAUUUGAAUUUACACUUUUAAUUGUUUUAUAUUCACUAAUUGUCAUGUCAUUCUUUGAAAUCGAUUGCUGUUUGCAUGGAUAUGUAUAUCAAGUGAUUAUACUGUGAAAAGUUGAUUAUGAGACUGUAAUAUUAUGAAUGUGCAGUAAGCUGGCAUGUAUGCGUUGGCAAAGAUCACUCCUAAAAAAAUUUAAACAUGAUGGUUACGACAUGGUUACGACAUAUGAUCAUGAUGUCAAAUGCUACAAUAGAAUCACCCCAAUUGUUUAAAUUGUUAUAAUGUAAUUUAGCAGAAAACAUACAUGUAAGUAUAUAGAAUCAAUAACAGAUACACAAAUAAAUUGUUACAGUAGCACGGAAAUGCUUAGAUAUUUAGUUACUGGCAUUGCAACCUUGGAAUUAAAAUAGUUUCUUUCUUUUUGUGCAUGGAGAAAUUUGGUGGAGCAUUGGUCAUUCUGGAGAAUCUAAAUGUUGGAUAAAUUUGAUGGAGCAAUUGGAGUGUGUUUCAAGAGAAGUGAUCCUACAUGAAACAAGUUAUAAUUGAACACUGUGUAUUGUUAUAUAAUAGAAAAGAAGAUGAGAGAAAUCAAUUGACUGCUAGUUGCAAGCACAUUUGUUAAUCACAACGCAUUAAAAUGGUCGACCUGCACAAAGUUACCCUUGCCUGAUUUACAUGGAUAAAUGACUGACUUAAAAGCAAGCAACAAAUAAUUAUUGGAAAUUAUUAACUAUCAUGAUCUAACAAUGAAAUUGAACAAUUAGAGCGAAGUUUUCUCCUUAAUCUUUCAAACAUUGAGGGAAAAGGCAUGUCCUUGAUAUUAUUGUGAACAGAGAAAAAAAAUAUGGAUAUAGCAAAUAGAUUAUUUCACCCUAUACUAUUAAUCGCAAAAUUUUAAUUAACCAAAAGAAACUUACAUAUGACAAGCAUUUUUUUAACCUCAUGGCAUGCCCAAUAUGAUCUUGUUAUGGUUGCUACUCUCUUCCGCAUCUCAUGCAUGGUUGUUGUUUUUUAUAGAUGUUACAGCCCCACUUUUUGUAGAUUUGUAAAGGAUUCCUUAGGCAAAUUUGUCAUGUUAAAUAUGAAGCAUUUUCAGUGACUUUAAAUAGAUUUAUUCCAGAUGCAAUCCCAAGAUGCAUCAUUCUUGGAGCCGAGUUACUGUAUUUGUGUCUGCACUCCUCUUCAUAUUUUGUUGAAAUAUUUAAGCCAUUUGAAAUUCCAUCAACUCUACCUCAGCAUGAUCAUUUUUUUUUUCUUCUGAAAUGUAGUUUCAUUAUUCAUUAACAUUCAUAUAAUGUUUGGAAUUUAAUUGGUCCGUACACUCUUGAUAUUAUUCAAUUUUUUACCAUGCCUUUUUUUCUUUUUAUUUGUUUAAUUUGUAUGUUUGUUUUAAUCUGAUUUGAAGUAAUUCAUAUGAAAUCUGAGCUUGGAUAUUUGUAGAUGAUCAAAUAUCAAUCUCAGUCACCCUAUUCAUGAAUAUACAGUUUUCAGAGUUAUUAUGAACACUGUCAUGCUCAUGGGUAUUUUUUAAAGAAUGUUUUCUAAAUAUUUCAUUGCAUGAAAAUGACUAUGAUCAUCACAUUUGUUUUGUGUUAACUGAUUCAUCGUUCAAGCCAUUGUAAUGCUUGCUAAUAAGGGGAGCUUUACACAGACACAAAAUGUCUCUCAUCCCAUUGGCUGAGAGUAAAUUAUACAGUGAAAGUCACUGAAUGAACUCUUCACAAAACACUCAUAUUUUGCAAGAUUCAUAUUUAAAAACUGAAAAGAAAACAAUGAAUCCUAGUCUGAAAUACUUCUCUUGAUAAAGUCUCACCAUAUGACAAUUCAAUCUUCCAUCUCUGUACAAAUUGAGUUAUUUCACUCAAUGUAAGUGAGUCCUUCCUGAUAUUAAAUUGGGUUUAUUAACACAAAAUUGAAAGGGAACAAAUUUAGGGGGAAUGAAUUAAGCCAGAUAUUGAGUACAUUUCAAGGCCUGAAAAUGAUUCAUGUCCAAAUAUGCUGUUAAAUGGAGAACCAUUUCAUUACAAAUUUUUGUAUGUUUUCUCUUUUCAGAUGGAGUGAACAUUAAAUUUCAUAUGGUACUAUUAGUUUAUGUAUUUUUUUUUUGGGGGGGGUUAAUUAUUGAGAAAGUAGAACUAAUGUUGACUUUUCUCAAUAUUUCAUCAAUACCACAACAUUUUUAAGUAAGUCUACAUUGUGUGAUCACCGGGGGAGGGGGGGGGUAGAAACAUAAAAAUAUCAAGUGAAUAAUCAAAAUCCAGUUUGUUUUUUAAUAUCAAGUAUAUAUGUAUGCAGAAUAUUUUUUUAUAAUGCAUUAUUCUUAUAGUCUAACUAAACCGGUUCAACAAUAAUACAAAUUAAACUCGUCCAGUUUUCAAUAUGUACUUGUAGAUAGGAACAUAACCAAAAUUCAUCAAAUCUAAGGGGUUUAUGAAUAAUUUACUUGUUAGCUGUAUCGUUAAAACCGACCGAUUUGCGGAAAUCCAUUGUAGACUGUAUGAAACAAAUGCCUCGGGGAAAUAUUUUGAAAUGCGAAAAUUGAAAACCUAUUUGGGUCAUGAGAAAGAGAGCCAGAAGAAACGAUCUGUUUUUAUAAGUCUACCAAAAAAAAAGUCAUUUAAAUAUUUCCCUCUACCUUUCACCAAUAUCUGUCUCUCCUCUUUCCGCCUGGAGAAAAGUUGAUAAAGUAGUAUUUUUGACAUGAGCCCUUCUGAGUAAAAAUUUAUUCAUGACAGUAAUAUAAUUUGCCUUUAAGGAUUAUACUUUGAAAUGUCAUAUGCAUAGGGGAUCAGUUUCUGAGAGAGAACACACUUGUUGCAAUCUGCGCUCCAACACACCCACUCACCCCGUUUAAAUAUACAUCAUUUUGCAGUCUUUUAAAGUGAUGUCUUGAAAAGGAUCGGACGUGGGUGUUCUGUAGUAGGUAUAUCAUAGAAUAGAUGACCGCCAAUGUUUGUCAUGUUUCUUGCAGGAGUAUAGUUAUUGUGUAAUAUUGACUUGUCUUUUGAGUGCGAAUGUAAUAAUUGCUUUGAAGUGAAUGAUGUAUAUGUGUAGGUAUUGAACCGUGAUCGAUUAAAAGAUACAUUGAAAAAAUACAAA
Molecule: messenger RNA, 8297 nt
Organism: Lytechinus variegatus (green sea urchin)
Lineage: Eukaryota; Metazoa; Echinodermata; Echinoidea; Temnopleuroida; Toxopneustidae
Product: histone-lysine N-methyltransferase EHMT2-like
Exons: 24
Coding region: 178-4137 (1319 amino acids)
Cellular component (GO): nucleus
Molecular function (GO): zinc ion binding; histone methyltransferase activity; protein-lysine N-methyltransferase activity
Source: RefSeq, a predicted model, not a curated record